UCACUCUUUCUUCUCUUCACUUUUCUCUUCCCUUCACUCCCUUGGAUCCUCCUGGUCUUUCUCUUGGCUCUUCCCUUGGUUCUGGUCUUCCCCUCGCUCUGGCUCUUCCCUUGGUCCUGGUCUUGCCUCUGUCGGUCCUGGUCUCAGCCUUUUUCCCGUGGUCCCCUGGCUGCCUACAACCGGUCCUGCUUGGGCUGUCUAGUCUGGCGUUCAACGGUGUUGGUCACAACCGGUCUUCAGGCGAGAUCAGAGGACGGAGAAAUCCUUUCGGUUUUUCGCCAUAGAAAUAUGGUAGUGUCCUUUCGGUUGGAUGCCUUGUCUGCUGGACUCGACUCUCGGCAAUCGACUGUCUGGAAGUUGACUGUCUGGUAUUCGACGCUCGGCAUUCGACGCUCGGCAUUCGACUCUCGGCAUUCGACUCUCAGCGAUCAACUCUCUGGCAUUCGACUCUCGGCAUUCGACUCUCGGCAAUCGACACUCGGCAAUCAGCUCCCAGCUUCAGUGUUCGACUCCCAGCAUCGGAGUAUCCAGUAAGCAGCUCCUCCAGCAUUCGACAACAGCAGCAAAUUUUUCUUUUUUUGGGUGUUUCGAGAGUCAAUUC
Messenger RNA from Zychaea mexicana, 601 nucleotides. RefSeq lists its product as uncharacterized. The record is from RefSeq and is a predicted model, not a curated record. NCBI's taxonomy places the organism in Eukaryota, Fungi, Mucoromycota, Mucoromycetes, Mucorales, Lichtheimiaceae. The annotation marks the transcript as partial. The transcript has 2 exons.